Molecule: messenger RNA, 831 nt
Organism: Pistacia vera
Lineage: Eukaryota; Viridiplantae; Streptophyta; Magnoliopsida; Sapindales; Anacardiaceae
Exons: 3
Coding region: 1-831 (276 amino acids)
Source: RefSeq, a predicted model, not a curated record
AUGCCAGUACGAAAUUUUCCAGCUCUUGCUCUUAGCUAUACUUAUCAUAAUAACCCCAACAUUGGUGUCCCUACUCCUGGUAUUGUUCAUUCUACAGCUGGAAAUAAUGCUAAGCUCAUUUCUACUUUGGUUGCUGAUUUGGAUAGUAAAUUUGCUCUUAAAGCUCUUGGGGCAGUGAAAUACUUUCUAGGAUUUGAAGUUAAACGAAAUACUACCGGUUUGCUCUUGACUCAGACCAAAUAUGCUUAUGAUCUUUUAUUAAACGCAGCAAUGGUAGAAUCUAAACCAUGCUCUACUCCUAUGGCUACUAGACUCAAGCUUGGGAAAGAAGAUAGUAAAGUUUUUGAUCAUCCUACUCUCUAUAGAAGCAUCAUUGGUGGCCUAAAACAAAAGGUAGUAUCAUUGUCCCCCACAAAAGCCAAGUAUAGAUCACUCAGUCAAGCUGCCACUAAGCUGGUGUGGAUUCAAAAUUUGUCCACAAAAUUGGGCAUUCAUAUCAGUCACACUCCAAUUAUUUGGUGUGAUAACAUGAGUGCUGGAGAACUCUUUUCCAAUUAUGUGUUCCAUACGAGAACAAAGCACAUUGAGAUUGAUGUGCACUUUGUUAAGGAAUUGGUUACAAGAAAGUUGUUACAUGUGCAGUAUAUUGCUUUUGAAUAUCAGAUUGCGGAUGUCUUAACUAAGGCUAUUCCUUGCUCUAGAUUUGCUAUGUUACAAGAGAAGUUAAAUGUUACAGCUAAACUUCCCACUGAUGAGGGUGUUGAGUGUGUUAAUAAUGCCUGGCAUGAGCAGUUUAUUGUUGCAGAUGAUAUUGCAAGCAUGAUUUACUGA